GAAAGAAGAAAAGAAAAAAAGAGUGAGGAAUUCAGAGAUAAGCAUGGCGAUCGUGAAGUUGGCUUUUGGUUUGGUGUUGUUUAUGGUAGUGGCUGGGGCUCUUACCAGCGAGGCUCUGACGUGCGGCCAAGUAGCGUCUGCGCUUGGGCCAUGUCUCACUUACUUGCAAGGCCAAGCUGGUAAUUCUCCGCCGGCAGCAUGCUGCGCCGGUGUCAGGAACCUUAACAGCGCAGCCCAAACGACGCCGGAUCGAAGAGCCGCUUGCCAGUGUCUGCAGAAUGCGGCCAGGUCUACCAACUUUGAUCAGAACAUUGCUGCUAGUCUUCCCGGUCAAUGCGGCGUCAGCAUUCCCUACAAGAUCAGCACCAGCACCAACUGCAACACAAUCAAGUGAAGAAAUCGAGUUGACAUGAGAAGAGAUUAGCAGAGCAUGCAUGCAUCGUCAUAAAAUAAUAAUAAUAAUAAUAAUAAUAAUAAUAAUAAUGAAAAAAAAA
Messenger RNA from Carica papaya (papaya), 494 nucleotides. Its product is annotated as non-specific lipid-transfer protein 1-like. Lineage: Eukaryota; Viridiplantae; Streptophyta; Magnoliopsida; Brassicales; Caricaceae. The record is from RefSeq and is a predicted model, not a curated record. Gene Ontology annotation, biological process: lipid transport. Gene Ontology annotation, molecular function: lipid binding.